This is a messenger RNA of Leptonychotes weddellii (Weddell seal), 366 nucleotides long. The record is from RefSeq and is a predicted model, not a curated record. Lineage: Eukaryota; Metazoa; Chordata; Mammalia; Carnivora; Phocidae.
UCUGAUCCAACCUCUUCUACCUCAUCUGAUGAUUAUCAAUAUGUUAUGGAAGCUAAACUACAAGAAAUGAUCUCCAUACGUAGGAAGGCCGAAGAGAGACAUGGAAACAUUGAAGAACGUAUGAGACAUCUAGAAGGUCAACUUGAAGAGAAAAAUCAAGAACUUCAAAGAGCUAGGCAAAGAGAGAAAAUGAAUGAGGAGCACAACAAAAGAUUAUCUGAUACUGUGGACAGACUUCUGACUGAAUCCAAUGAGCGCUUACAGCUACAUUUAAAGGAGAGAAUGGCUGCUCUAGAAGAGAAGAAUGUUUUAAUUCAAGAAUCAGAAACUUUCAGAAAGAAUCUGGAAGAAUCUUUACAUGAUAAG